CUGAGCCUGGCACGGCAGCAACGCCACCUGCCAGAGAUGAGGUGAGGCGACCAUCCCAUGGACUCAAUGGACUCGGAGGACUACCCGUCGCUGCAGGCGCCACUGCUGGGGAUGGCAUCGCUGCGCCUGCCCGAAUCGGAGGAGUAUCCAUUCGACAGCCGACGAGACAACAACCAGGAGUCGUCCUCACCCACGCUGCCCGAGGUGGCCAUCAGCCACAUCACCAACAGCGUGGGACGCCACCCCGUGCGCCACUCCAGCCGCCACUUCGACAACGACGCCGCCCUCACAUCGCCGGCCCGCAACAUCUUGGACUUGUUCGGCCAGGCUGUGAAGGAUGCCGUGAGCGUGGCUUCCACCAUGGCCGAGCACAACGACACCGACGCCCCGGACGGCAUGUCCGGGACCACCAAGUUCGACGAGCCGCGCUCCUCCAACCGCACAAGCUAUGAGUUGGAGUUCGGCGACGACAUGCUGUACCGCUACACCUUCACCACCUCCAUGAUCUACUGCGUCGCCUACCUCCUGGUCUUUGCCAUCGGGCUCAUGGGCAAUUGCUUUGUCAUCGCUGUUGUGUUUCGCUCGCCUCGUAUGCGCACGGUCACCAACUACUUCAUAGUGAACCUCGCAGUGGCUGACAUUCUGGUGAUCGUCUUCUGCCUGCCCGCCACCCUCAUGUCCAGCCUCUUCGUUCCCUGGGUACUGGGCUGGUGGAUGUGCAAGUGCGUGUCCUACGUGCAGGGCGUGUCCGUGGUGGCGUCCGUGUACAGCCUCAUCGCUGUCUCCCUGGACAGGUUCCUCGCCAUCUGGUACCCGCUCAAGUGCCAGAUCACCACCCGUCGGGCCAGGGGCAUGAUUGCCGUGAUCUGGGUCAUCGCUUGUGGCACCACCAUUCCGUGGGCCCUCUUCUUCGACACGGUCAUGACGCCGAUCGGAGAGCAUCAUGAGGUCGUCAUGUGCAGGGAGGUGUGGCCGGACAGCAUGAGCGGCGAGAUGUACUUCCUGAUCGCCAACUUGCUGUGCUGCUACCUGCUGCCCCUGGUGCUCAUCUCGCUGUGCUACAUCCUCAUCUGGGUCAAAGUGUGGCGCCGUACCAUCCCGUCGGACACCAAGGACGCUCAGAUGGAGCGCAUGCAGCAGAAAUCCAAAGUCAAGGUGGUGAAGAUGCUGGUCGUUGUUGUGAUCCUGUUCGUCCUCUCCUGGCUGCCGCUCUACAUCAUCUUCGCGCGCCUCAAGCUCGGCGGCGCUACCACCCCGUGGGAGGAUGAAGUGAUGGCCAUGGCCACCCCCAUCGCGCAGUGGCUGGGCGCCUCCAACUCGUGCAUCAACCCGAUCUUGUAUGCCUUCUUCAACAACAAGUACCGCCGCGGCUUCCAGGCCAUCCUGCAGUCCCGCCGCUGCUGCGGUCGCCUCCGCUACUACGAGACGGUGGCCAUCGUGGGAUCCUCCACGGCCUCGAUGCGCAAGAGCUCCUACUACGUGACCGCCUCCACCCGCCGGGUUCCUCCGCCCGUGGUGGCACCCGUGCCCGUGAGCAGCGCUCCGGGCCACGAGUCUGCAGUGUCUUACAUCUGCAACAACAGCGCUUACAUCGCCGCCUCCAACACUGGAGUUUAAAUGGCGACUUGAACGCCACUGACCCGUGGCUUUUGUUGUUAUUGUGUGCCAACCGAGGCCGUUCGGCGCACCUCCCCCAGCAGGGGGCAAGCCCGCUGAGCUUUGAUUUUUUAAGUGCUUUCGCGCACCGCUCAGCGGGGGGUGGUCGGUUAGGCCGGUCACCAACACACCGCGCACGCGGCGCACGCCUCGAGCGUGAGCACUACGCUCGUGGUCGCACCAUCACACUGCUUAUUGAACGUCGGGGACAUUGCGGAGUAGUGUGACACGUUAGAGUAGGAUGUAUUGGGUUCGGUGGAACGUGACACGCGAAACGCUUCAGUCUCUUGGCUCGGCCGCAUGUGUGUUGUUUAUUGUAUUUUGUCAUUGUUGUGAGCAUUUUCAACUUUGCGCUCCAGUUAUUUGUGUGGUUCCUUUGAAACCAGUUCACCCGUAAAUUAAUCCAUGUGUUUAGUGGAAUAUUAGAGUUUGUUGUGCCUCCUUCGAUUUGAGGACACGUAUUUUUAAUAUUGUUUUGCUUCGAUAUCUUUACCUGUUAAAAUAUAUCUCUGUUCCCCAUUCCUCUCUCUCCCUGUAUCUAUUUUACGUUUUACCAGUUGUUUGUUUACUUAAGUGCCUAAAUAAUAUCAAGUGUGUUAGAUGUGUAAGCUAUAAAGAUAUCUUUCUAUACGUUGCGUUUGAUUGAUGCUGGCAUCUUGUUGGACGCGUUGCAAUUAAGCAAAGUUUAUUUUCUGAAUGAAGGGUGUGAAGAGAGCAUGUCCCCGUAUUUGUCAAUGUUCACGUGCAUGUGUAGAUUUACACCGUGUUGCACUGUGCACUGUAUAUCAUGGACAACAAACGGAAUCUUGUGUACUAUAUUCAGUCUUUGUAAAUGUAUGGUUGAUUUAUUUCUUUACAUUGUCAGUAGAAAAGUAGACAAGGGGUUUCCAACAGUGGUAUGGUUUUCUGUAUUCUACUGUACCCAAAAUGCAACUAAAUAUCACAAGUAGUGUUCCAAGUCAGAAAGCUGCCACACCAAUGAGUUGUGAUGAGCUACACAAUAUUGAGAUAGCGUAAUCUAGGUAAUCAGUUAAGUGGUUUGAAUUUUACUGUCUAAAAUUUUUCUGUGUGUUUCAAUUUAUAUCUUAUCAAAAGAUGACCGCAACUCCCUCUUAUUAAAUUCGGAGGCCUAGCAAUUUUAAUUAGAAGCCACAUUUGGUCUAUUUUUGUUUCAUAGUUAAGGUUGUUCAUUGCAAAAAGUGUUUGUUUUUUUGUUUUUAUUUUAAAUCAGUCACAGUGCACAUAUGGACUGUAGGUCAUAGGACAUGUAGAAUGAAGAUGGUUAUUCGUUGGUUUUUUGCAAAUCUACGUUCUGUUAAUGUGUUCUCUACGUGUGUUGGGUCUCCAUAGUUUUUUUUUAAUAACUACAAUUUAUGGGUAUAAUAUGGCAUACUUAUAUGCACAAAUACAAAUAUUAAAUAUUUAACUAUACAAAUAUCUAUGUGUGUAUACUUAAAAUAUAAAUAUAUAUGUAAGGUAUAUUUUGUAAAAGUGAAAAGACAUUAACCACAUUACUUGUUAUGGUUUAAGCCCCAGGAGGUUUGCAAAACAAAGCAACCCUCACUAUUACGCUUGUGUGUGAUAUUUACUCAAGUACCAAAUGUAAAGAAAGAUUACCUAUGGAACUGGUGAAACGUUUUCUGCGAUAUAGCUACGAAUCUGUAAUGAAUUCUUGUGCUGCAAGUUAGGUCAGUUUGUAAAAAGACUAAAAUUAAACUGAUAACUGGACAGAAUAAAAUGGGUUAUCAGAGACACAUAGAUUCACAGAGAGAACGAAUUGUUACUGUUAUAUUUUGAUAUCUUGCGGAAAGCUGAUAAAUGAAACGGAUUAAAGGGAAGUCAGAGAAAAAGAUUCUUAAAGAGAACGAACGUUAUAUUUUGAUAUCUUGGGUAAGGAUUUUCUUUUCUCUCGUUUGUUUUUGAAAACAAGAUAGUUAAUUGGAAUGCAAGACUAAGUUUGGAUUUGGCCUCUCAAGGAAACGAUGUCGGCUAUCAUUUAGACUUUUAAUUUUUCGGCCAAAGCACAAUCAAAUAUUGACUCGGGUCUUCUUGAGUCGCCUGAUACCUGAGUGAUAAAACAAUAAUCAUAUUACCGUAUUCAUGAAACUAUUUAUUCGAUAUUUUUACUUGUGUUCUAUAGGGGUAUUUAAUUUUCUCCAUUAAAAGCAUAGAAUCUGUUUCAAAGAGAACCCAAAAACAGCACAAAUUCGAAUAAGUCAGCCUAGGUCUUGCGAAAACGUAACAAGAAAUUUUUAAUUUUGAUAGCGGUUGGUUUUCGGUAGUUUGGAAUAAAAUUCCAACGCAAACAAACUCUGCUGGACAAAGUUUUAGAAUGUAUAGAGUGGAAGCUUUAUUGUGACCUGUGUCGCUCGAGGGGGCUUUAAAUUUGUCACUGGCGAUUGCACUGGAGAACAAUCAAUGGCUGACAAACAAUUAGAAAAAACAUAUUGUAUGUGUGUGUAAAAUAUCAUCUAUUUUCUACUUCUAUGAAGAAAUAUCUUGAGCAGUAGCGUCCUUAAGAAGCUUAUCAGAGACCCACAACUACUACCCGGAUGUUCGUCACUGGUCCUGUUUCCCACCACUGAAGUGCGGAGGAGUAGAAAUCAUAUUUACACAGAGCACCUCUGGUAGCCUUAAGAUGCAACCGAUGGCACCACGAGGUGUUGCGCGUGACUUUGUAUUUUUGCCCCCUCCCUUUCCCCAACCCUUCUUCGGAAAAAAAUACGACUCUAAGUUCUUAAAGUAUAUAAUAAAAUCCACUCAAUUGUUCUGAAUCGUCGUCCACUGGCCCUGGUGUAUUUUGCUUCCUCAAUGACCAUUUUUCAUUAUUCUUUCUCUUUGUAGUUUUAUGUGUUCCCCAUUCAGUGUGGUGAUUGGCCAAAUGAAGCACUUUUGUCUUGAAAAGAGGGCUAGCAACGCAUGUGCUAGAAAUACUGAAACACAAAAACAAAACAAAAAAAAAACAAAAAAAAAAAACAAACAAGAAAAAACAAAGUUGUUCUACUUUUUCCUACUGAGAGGCAGGCUCCCGUUUGCGGUGAAACAACUGAGAUACGAUUUAAAGGUGACAGGGGUGUGAAAAUGAAGUGCAUUCACAUCUAUUUGUGGAAGUUACAACGGAAGUGUCUGUGGGAUGCAAACAGCCAGGCCACCCGGAAUGAAAAAGAAGUACUGCAGCUCCCUAAUUAAAGCUCAAUAAGUUUUAGUUUUUCAAAGGAGAAAAAGGACUGAGUGACGAAAUCCGUUGCAAGCAUGUUGUGAAUCACUGUUAGACUGCUUAAGUUCUCAUAAAUUAAACCUAUUGACCUGUGUGUUAUUUUUACUAGUUAAUAAAUGUAGAUUAUAAUGAUGUUUGGCUCGUGUUAAAUCAUGUUAUUGUUUUUGUACACAUGUAAAAAGCAAAGCAUUGUUAGUUUAACAUAAAUUUAUGCAUUACGUUAUUUUUUUUAUAUUUUAUUCAUGAUGCUCGGAAGUUUUCUUUUCAGUGCUAGAAGAGAUGGUCUUAGAGUGUCGAUCCUUUAGGAAACGAGUCAUUACAGUGGUUUUCCUUUCAAAUUUUCAUCACUUAUUUGUGUCGUGAUUUUGCCAAACAGAUGUCUUUCUUGUACUCUGUUUGUUGCACUCCUGGAAUUGAGUGAGAGGGCUGCGCCGCUGCGGCACAUUGCAUUUGCAGAUAACUGCUCACUGUAUGUAUGAGCCAUGUCAUAUAAAUAGGAUUGAGCACAAAUCAUAGGUUACUCUUUUACUCACUCCCGCGGUGCCAAUCAAGAGGUAAAUUGCUUGUGAGCGUCUUCUAUACGCAACAGCGUACCUGGUCCGCAUCGUGAUGAGAUUAGGCAAAUGUAGUUAUGUGUAGACAUUUUGUUCAAGGAAUUCGUGCAUAUCCACGAAACAUUCCAAGAAACUCGAAACUCGGCUGUGGCCAUCAGUAGUUAAUCAAAUUAUUCACGGAUCAUAACUGGUCGUGAAGCUAGGAUAUUUAUAGAACACUAAAUCAAUGGGUUCGUAAAAUUUAUUUUCUAUUCGUAUAGUAAAUUUCCUGGACAUAUGAACUCCCUUUCAGCCCUUUUCUUAUGUAGAAAGCUGAAAGUUCCACCAUAUCUAUGAGAGUACCUUUCCUUUAUGAUUACAAAGUCAACAGUUAUGUUACGGCAACCUUUUUUCUGCGAUCGAAAGUAUCAAUGAUACUGUGGCUUGUAGUUACUUCAUUUUAGAAAAUUCUCCGAAUUAAUGUGAAAAAUUGUAGACCAAUUAACCCAUUGAAAAGAUGGUGAAAUCACGUGAGAUAGGCCUAGAGAUUCAAGCUUUCAAUUUCACUGUGCAAUGUGAAAUUUUUUAAAGAAUAAAUGUUUUAAUUUAGAUUUGAAAUUGAUGAAUGUGAAAAAAAAACAACAACGUCGUUGGUAACGAAAAGGAACAAAAUAUCUGCUAGUUGGAAUCGAUGAGUCUGAAGAUUGGUAGGCUUGUGUUAUGGUGAUAAUUGUGAGAAAAUUCAUUCAGAGACAUUUGAAUGGAGGAAAAUAAUCACGGAGGAUGUUGAGAUUCUGUUGAGAGUGAAACGUGAUAUCAUCGAGAAAUUCUGGUUUGUGGUGUGUAAGUGUGAUUGGAAUUUGAAGUUUGUGUGUAUGUCUAUACUUAUUCAUUAUUGUCCGUGUGUUACAUCAGUAUUUGUGGAAAGAUAAAGUUUACAUUGAUUGUUUCAGCUUCAACGUCGUAGAUGGUCGUGACUAUAAUUAUGCAUAACCUUAAUUAAAUCUAUGUUGUUAAAAGUGUUCCGAAACUACAGUUAUUGCCAAUGGCUACUAAAAUAGGAUAAAAAGCAAAGAUUUUUUUCUUAACAAACUCUCCUUUGAAGAUUCGUUGUCUUGUAGUAACCUGUCGUUGACCGAAAUCGUCCCCUUCACCAGUGCGUCUACACGAGUUAUAAAUGGCGUACAUAAUCUGUAACACAAACUAUUGUAGUUUUUGAGUAAAAUAUUAUAUUUGAUGUGUGUGAUGCAGGGCAUGUCAACCUACUGUUAUUAACCCGAGGCCGGCAAAUUCAAAUCUUGAGUAUCAUUAAUGCGGAACACCUUUUGUUCAGUUGGUGCAGUUUGAUAAAGCUGAAUUAAGCCACGAGUAAAGAGUAUUGGGAGUGUUGACAAAGAAAAGUUAUUGAUGAAGUAGGAUACCAGCCGCAUUUGAGAAGAAAACGCGGUACAGCUCUGAUCGUUGCGCUUGGAAUGAAGCACAGAGAAGAAUGAAAAAUUGAGCGAAUGAGCCUGUGAAGUUUUAUUUCAACAAUGGAUUUAGUACGCUCGCAAACAGGGUGAUACUACGCUUCGGUUUUACCAUUGAGUGCUUACUUUGAUUUGUGUACUGUCACGGAUAAUAACAGUUGUACGAUGGUUGUAUCACCGUAUUGUGCCCUUUUCAGAUCUAUUACCGUCACAGAAGUAACAGUAUGGUUUCCGUGGAAAUAUUCUCAUCUUGUAUUACUGUGGAAAAGGAUGGGAGAUACAGGAGUGCAAAAACUUUGUCUACACUAAACACGAUGUACCACAAUUGUCACAAUCUGUCUCGUCAAAUGUCAAUAAAUAAAUAAAUGUGAGUGUGCUACUUUACCCGUU
Molecule: messenger RNA, 7265 nt
Organism: Thrips palmi
Lineage: Eukaryota; Metazoa; Arthropoda; Insecta; Thysanoptera; Thripidae
Product: neuropeptide SIFamide receptor-like
Exons: 5
Coding region: 58-1617 (519 amino acids)
Biological process (GO): G protein-coupled receptor signaling pathway
Cellular component (GO): membrane
Molecular function (GO): peptide binding; neuropeptide Y receptor activity
Source: RefSeq, a predicted model, not a curated record